This is a messenger RNA of Echinops telfairi (small Madagascar hedgehog), 1628 nucleotides long. RefSeq names its product L-gulonolactone oxidase. The record is from RefSeq and is a predicted model, not a curated record. Gene Ontology annotation, cellular component: membrane. The transcript has 12 exons. NCBI's taxonomy places the organism in Eukaryota, Metazoa, Chordata, Mammalia, Afrosoricida, Tenrecidae. Gene Ontology annotation, molecular function: FAD binding; D-arabinono-1,4-lactone oxidase activity. Bases 127 to 1449 code for a protein of 440 amino acids.
CCAGUGCUGAGGUGGUGUGCUGCCAGCUCAGACCCUUCGGUCACACGCUUACGCUUCCAAUUGGCUGCCCAGCGCACUGUUCCUGAAAAGAGCCGGAUUCAUCCAAGGCCACUGACUGCCGGAGCCAUGGUUCAUGGGUACAAAGGGGUCAAGUUCCAAAACUGGGCCAAGACCUAUGGCUGUUCACCGGAGAUGUACUAUCAGCCCACCUCUGUGGAGGAGAUCCGAGAGGUGCUGGCUCUAGCCAGGCAGCAGAACAAGCGGGUGAAGGUGGUAGGCGGUGGCCACUCACCCUCAGACAUCGCCUGUACCGACGGCUUCAUGAUCCACAUGGGCAAGAUGAACCGCAUCCUCCAGGUGGACAAAGAGAAGAACCAGGUGACUGUGGAGGCUGGCAUCCUCCUGGCUGACCUGUACCCACAGCUGGACAAGCACGGCCUGGCCAUGUCCAACAUGGGAGCAGUGUCAGAGGUGACCAUCGCUGGAGUCAUUGGGUCAGGAACACACAACACAGGGAUCAACCACGGCAUCCUGUCCACUCAGGUCGUAUCACUGACACUGAUGACGGCGGACGGGGCUGUCGUGGCGUGCUCGAAGUCUAACAACGAGGAGCUGUUCCAGGCCGCCCAGGUGCACCUGGGCUGCCUCGGCGUGGUCCUCAGCCUCACCCUGCAGUGUGUGCCCCAGUUCCACUUGCAAGAAACCACCUUCCCCUCCACCCUGAAAGAGGUCCUUGACAACCUGGACAGCCAUCUGAAGAAGUCUGAAUACUUCCGCUUCCACUGGUUUCCACACAGUGAGAACGUCCGGGUCAUAUACCAGGACCACACCAACAAGCCCGCCUCCUCCUCAGCCAGCUGGUUUUGGGACUAUGCCAUUGGAUUCUAUCUACUGGAGUUCCUGCUCUGGAUCAGCACCUUCCUGCCGUGCCUGGUGGGCUGGAUCAACCGCUGCUUCUUCCGGCUCCUGUUCAGCGUGAAGAGGGAGAGCAGCAACCUCAGCCACAAGAUCUUCUCCUAUGAGUGCCUCUUCCAGCAGCACGUGCAGGACUGGGCCAUCCCCAGAGAGAAGACCAAGGAGGUGCUGCUGGAGCUGAAGACCAUGCUGGAGGCCCACCCCAAGAUGGUGGCACAUUACCCGGUGGAGGUCCGCUUCACCAAGGGGGAUGACAUCCUGCUGAGCCCCUGCUUCCAGAGGGACAGUUGCUACAUCAACAUCAUCAUGUACAGGCCCUACGGCAAGGACGUGCCACGGUUGGACUACUGGCUGGCCUAUGAGGCCAUCAUGAAGAAAUUUGGGGGGCGGCCCCACUGGGCCAAGGCCCACAGCUGCACCCGGAAAGACUUUGAGCACAUGUAUCCUGCCUUCCCAAAAUUCUGCGCCAUCCGAGAGAAGCUGGACCCCACGGGGAUGUUCCUGAAUGCGUAUCUGGAGAAAGUGUUCUAUUGAAGUGGAAAUGGGAGCCCAGCUUUCCCACACCACUUCUCCAUCCUCACCCUGCCCUCCCCGUGCCUCAGAUGUGCUCGAAGGUCCCGAGGCUCACGGGCCUGAAGGAGCAAAGAUGGCAAUGGCUGCCCCUCUGCUGCAGCACCCUCAGCUCCUCCUACCGCGCAGGCCUCUCCUCACUG